Sorex fumeus (smoky shrew) is the source of this 828-nucleotide messenger RNA. RefSeq names its product caspase-6-like. Lineage: Eukaryota; Metazoa; Chordata; Mammalia; Eulipotyphla; Soricidae. Gene Ontology annotation, biological process: proteolysis; apoptotic process. The record is from RefSeq and is a predicted model, not a curated record. The coding region runs from base 4 to 828 and encodes 274 amino acids. Gene Ontology annotation, cellular component: cytoplasm. The transcript is spliced from 6 exons.
CACAUGACGGAAACAGAUGCCCACUACAGGAGCGAAGUGAUGGAUCCAGAAGAAAAGUACAAAAUGAACCACACGAGGCGAGGGAUCGCUUUGAUCUUCAACCACGAGGAGUUCCACUGGUACCUGGGUCUGAAAAGCCGUGUGGGCACCUGUGUAGACCGGGAGAAUCUCCGUCGCAGGCUUCUGGAACUAGGUUUCCAGGUGAAAUGCUACGACAACCUCAGAGCGGAAGAAGUACUGCUCAAAAUGCAUGAUGCAUCAACCGCCAGCCAUGUCGAUGCUGACUGCUUUCUCUGUGUUUUCCUGAGCCAUGGCGAAGGCAAUCACGUUUAUGCCUACGAUGCUAAGGUGGAAAUUGCCACGCUGACAGAUUUCUUCAAGGGCGACAAGUGUCAGAGCUUGGUGGGCAAGCCCAAGAUCUUCAUCAUUCAGGCCUGUCGUGGUGACAAGCACGAUGAGCCUGUCCAGCCCAUGGACGAUGUAGACUCGACCCGUCUGCUUGACAGCAACGAGACCCAGGUGGACGCAGCAUCCGUGCACACACUGCCUGCUGGGGCCGACUUCAUCAUGUGCUACUCGGUGGCUGAAGGGUAUUUCUCGCACCGGGAUACCAGGCAUGGCUCGUGGUACAUCCAGGAUAUGUGUGAGUUGCUGGCAAGGUACGGCACGGCCCUGGAGUUCACAGAGCUGCUCACGCUGGUUAACAGGAGGGUGUCCCAGCGCCGCGUGGAUGUCAGCAGGGACCCAAGUGCCAUCGGCAAGAAGCAGAUCCCUUGCUUCGCCUCCAUGCUCACCAAGAAGCUGUGCUUCCUCCCCAAGCCCCAGUGA